AUGACGUCCAAGACUGUCGAGCAGACGUCCUCAGCUGAGGUUGUUUUGGAGACCCCGAAACUGCCUGACAAGUAUGCCGACGAAAGCUAUAAGCUCUUCUCGCAAGUCAAGGUUGAGCCUCCCACUGCUGAGGAGGCUGCGCAAAUCCGUAAGAAGAGCGUCCGAUGGAUAUUAUCGUUCCUCUGCGUCGGGUAUCACCUGAUGUACGUUGACAAGCAGACACUCGGGAGUUCGUCUAUCCUCGGGAUUCUUGAAGACGCGAAUCUAAAUUCCAAUCAAUAUAACUGGUUGUCAUCAAUCUUCUAUUUUGGCUACCUGCUAGCAGAAUGGCCUCAAAAUUGGGCGCUGCAACGAUUCCCAGUUGCAAAAUGGUUAGCCGGGAAUCUCGUCGUUUGGGGUUCCAUCUUGCUAUUACAUAUUCCAUGCAAUAGUUUCGCGUCUCUCUUCGUCGUUCGUUUCUUCCUCGGGCUGGCGGAGGCAUGCAUUGUGCCUGCUUUCUUAUUGACGCUAUCAAUGUUCUUCACAUACGAUGAGCAAGCAGUUCUGAUGCCCAUAAUGUGGGCUGCGGGUAAUUCUAGCCCUAUAACUUCAGGAUUGCUAUCAUACGGAGUUUUAUGGAUAGACACGGGUAGUUUUUCAUCCUGGAAGUGGUUUAUGGUCAUCACGGGAAGCUUAACUAUUAUAUACGGCGUUUUCGUCUGGUUUUUCUUCCCGGACAAUCCGAUGUCCGCCCACUUCCUGACCCUCGAAGAGAGAGCACAGGCCAUCCUCCGCAUUGCUUCGAACCAUUCGGGCAUCGAGCAGAAGCGUUUCAAACGCCACCAGCUGGUCGAAGCGCUAAGGGACCCCAAGACCUGGCUCUUCUUCCUCCAUGCGUGGUCCCAAGAAAUGGCCAACGGUUUAACUAACCAGUACUCACUUAUCAUCAGAUCAUUUGGCUUCACCACGCUACAGACCACGUUGUUAGGUUGUAUUAACGGUCUUACUUCACUGGUAUCUCUUGGAGCUGCCGCUCUAAUAUUGUCAAAGACGCGCAACAGUCGAGCGUGGCUGUCUGCUGCUGCGUAUGUACCACCCAUUAUCUCUAGUAUACUUCUUAUUACUCUUCCUUGGAGCAACCGUUGGGGUCUGCUGUCGGCAAUAUGGAUUAGAUCCACAGGAGGUAUUCCCUACAGCGUGGUUAUGAUCUGGGCAGCCAACUGCUCCGCAGGACAUACGAAGAAGACCGCUGUCAUCGCUCUGUAUCAUGUCGGGUAUGGCUUGGGCAAUAUUCUCUCACCUCAGUUGUUCCAAGAACAAUACAAGCCUAGAUAUAUUGUGACUUGGUGGGUUAUUCUAUGGGUCGCGUGCGUGCUUCCCACGUUUAUCGUCCUUUACCUUCGAUGGUAUUUAGUUAAGGAGAAUAAACGGAGGGACUUGCUAGAUAAACGCGGGGCUAUUAGAGAAGUCGGUGUCAUUGAGCAUAUUGACGAGAGCGGCGAGCGGCGAGAAGAGAUAGUCGACGCGAGACAGUUAGAUCUGACUGAUAGGGAAAAUCUCGCAUUUCGAUACGUCCUCUAA
Daldinia childiae is the source of this 1560-nucleotide messenger RNA. RefSeq names its product putative transporter PB10D8.01. Gene Ontology annotation, molecular function: L-cysteine transmembrane transporter activity. The record is from RefSeq and is a predicted model, not a curated record. Bases 1 to 1560 code for a protein of 519 amino acids. Gene Ontology annotation, biological process: transmembrane transport; L-cysteine transport. Lineage: Eukaryota; Fungi; Ascomycota; Sordariomycetes; Xylariales; Hypoxylaceae. Gene Ontology annotation, cellular component: membrane. The transcript has 5 exons.